AGGAAUGUCGGGUCCUCACAGUUCAGGACCAUUGAGGACGACCUGGUGUCUGCGCUGGUGCGCUCCGGCUGCAUCCCCGAGAACCAUGGCGAGGACAUGAGGAAGAUGUCCUUCCAGCGCUGUGCUCGCACGGACAAGAUGACUCCGAUGGGGUUGUCCCUGCAGUCUGCUACUGUAGUGUGCAGUUCGGUGGCCCACGUGUCACCAUGGCCCGGACCACGUCCCAGCCCAUCCCAGCUUGGGUGCCUGGUGGCUGUACCUUCUGGCUCUUGUCCUGCGAGGCAGUCGGUCUGGGGGCGCUCUGCUUUCCUCUGUUCCCAGCAGGGUGCCUUCUCCAGCCCAGCUUGUCUGUGUGGCCUGUGGCACUGUGGCCACCUGCAGAGCCAGGGCGUGUCUGCAGCUGGCCAGGUGGUGUCCCUGAAGGUGUGGCUGAUUGAUGACAUCCUGGAGAAGAUCAACAGCCACCUUCCCUCACACAUCCGGAUCUUGGGACUGAAGCGUGUCACAGGCGGGUUCAACUCCAAGAACAGGUGUGACGCCAGGACGUACCUGUACAUGCUGCCCACGUUCGCCUUCGCCCACAAGGACCGUGACGUGCAGGACGAGAGCUACCGCCUGAGCCCCGAGGCCCUGCAGCAGGUCAACAGGCUCCUGGCCUGCUACCAGGGCACUCACAACUUCCACAACUUCACCUCGCAGAAGGGGCCGCGGGAGCCCAGCGCCCGGCGCUUCGUGCUGGAGAUGUACUGCGAGGAGCCCUUCGAGCGCGAGGGCCUGGAGUUCGCCGUGAUCAAGGUCAAGGGCCAGAGCUUCAUGACGCACCAGAUCCGGAAGAUGGUGGGCCUGCUGGUGGCCAUCGUGAAGGGCUACGCGCCUGAGAGCGUGCUGGAGCGCAGCUGGGGCGAGGCCAAGGUCCACGUGCCCAAGGCGCCGGGGCUGGGCCUCGUGCUGGAGCGGGUGCACUUCGAGAAGUACAACCAGCGCUUCGGCACCGACGGGCUGCACGAGCCGCUCGACUGGGCGCAGGAGGAGGCCCGGGCCACGGCCUUUAAGGAGCAGCACAUCUUCCCCAGCAUCGUGCGCACCGAGCGGCUCGAGCGCUCCAUGGCCCAGUGGCUGAGCACCCUGCCCGCGCAUGACUUCAGCGCCAGCGCCACGGCAGCCGGCACAGGCACCAAGGUGCCCAGCCCCCCAGAGGGCAGCGAAGGGGGCGGAGACACGGACUGAGACCCUGGGCCGGGAGCCGGGGCUGCCGCAGCGUUUCUCACCUUGACAUGAGGCCAGACCUCGAGGUCACCACCUCGAGGCCACCUGUCUGCGUGGCCCGGCGUCAUGACCUCAGGAUCCCAGGACCCAGUAUCAUUUUGCAUUUUCGCCACAGGAGUAACCCGCCUCGAAUCUGUUUUCAGCCAUGUGUUAGGACGUGUGCCUAGCACGUAAAGACGCUAUAUUUUUUAAAGAAGUGAUUUUCUUAUUAAAUAAGGUUUUGCCUAGUGA
This is a messenger RNA of Tupaia belangeri chinensis (Chinese tree shrew), 1497 nucleotides long. RefSeq names its product pseudouridine synthase 1 (gene PUS1). NCBI's taxonomy places the organism in Eukaryota, Metazoa, Chordata, Mammalia, Scandentia, Tupaiidae. Gene Ontology annotation, molecular function: RNA binding; pseudouridine synthase activity. Gene Ontology annotation, cellular component: nucleus. Gene Ontology annotation, biological process: tRNA pseudouridine synthesis; mRNA pseudouridine synthesis. The record is from RefSeq and is a predicted model, not a curated record.